CGCCCCACCAUUCCCGCCGCGCAAAGGUUGUCGGGAAGCUCCUCGUCAUCCCUCCUCCCGCGAGCCGCGCAGGGACUGCCGGGAAGGGGAGACUCGGCGGGGCCAUGGCGGAGUCGCCGGGUGACAGCAGCAUCCCCGGGGCACAAAGGGACGCUGAGGCAGUGCAGCUGGGGGCUGUGACGUAUUUAUGGACCCCGCUCUCGCCGCAGUCGCAGUGUCUAGAUGUGGGAGUCAUGUGUCCCUGCAAUCUCACGCAGGCGCAGAGCGAGGCGGAGCCGCUGGCGGCGCAAGCGCAGAGCGAGGUGGGCUCGGCGCAUGCGCGGGCGCGGCGGCGACUGGAGGCAUUGCUGAACCGCAGCCUGCGCGUGCGUAUGUCGGACGGGCGCACGCUGGUUGGCUGCUUCCUGUGCACAGACCGCGACGCCAAUGUCAUCCUUGGCUCCGCCCACGAGUUCCUUAAGCCCUCGGACUCCUUCUCAGGUGCGGAGCCGCGAGUGCUGGGCUUGGCUAUGGUGCCUGGGCACCACAUCGUGUCCAUCGAGGUGGAGCUGGAGCCGUCAAGGCCAUGACCCCACCCAGAGCGGAGCAUGCUGGGACAUGGCCCCCCUUUGGGCACUGUGGAGCAUGUUAGGACACAGCCUCCCCCUGGCCAAUAAAGGCAAUGGGACCCAC
Messenger RNA from Alligator mississippiensis (American alligator), 672 nucleotides. It is a transcript of the gene NAA38, whose product is annotated as N-alpha-acetyltransferase 38, NatC auxiliary subunit. Bases 105 to 569 code for a protein of 154 amino acids. The record is from RefSeq and is a predicted model, not a curated record. Gene Ontology annotation, molecular function: RNA binding. The transcript has 3 exons. NCBI's taxonomy places the organism in Eukaryota, Metazoa, Chordata, Crocodylia, Alligatoridae. Gene Ontology annotation, cellular component: NatC complex.